Messenger RNA from Maudiozyma barnettii, 3153 nucleotides. RefSeq names its product Caf120p (gene CAF120). The transcript has a single exon. Lineage: Eukaryota; Fungi; Ascomycota; Saccharomycetes; Saccharomycetales; Saccharomycetaceae. Bases 1 to 3153 code for a protein of 1050 amino acids. The record is from RefSeq and is a predicted model, not a curated record.
AUGAAGCGCUUCUUUUCAGGGAACAGAUCUAAUGAAUCUGAAUCUGAAUUAUAUAUGUCCUCUCCAACCACGUAUCGUGGUAUCUCCGAUAGCAGUAUUGGUACUACAUCGUUUGGUAGAGAAGAAGAACCACUAUCUAGUGAAUUAGUUCCUAUCGUAACAUUGUUAACUGCCCAUACUCAUAGACGUUAUCAUGAAGGGAUUUUGAUGAUUUUACAUGAUUUAAAGAAUGACGGAUCACCUGCAGUAAGGAAAUGGAAAGAAGUAUAUGGUGUGCUAAUUGGUACACAAGUGGCAUUUUGGGAUACCAAAGAACUUGUCGAUACAAAUGAGAUAGAUUUUAGGAAAUUUGCAUCAAAACCAACAUAUUUGAAUCUAAAUGAUGCUAUAUUGAAACCUGUUGAUGCCGUCGAGGGUAUUUCUACUGCAAGUAAUAAGAAAUUAGAAAAUGCUCUAAUUAUUUCAACUACUUUAAAAAACAGAUAUUUUUUACAAUUUAAUGAUAAACCAUCAUUUAAUAAAUGGAACGCAGCUAUCCAUUUGAGCAUAUACGAAAAUGUAGCAUUACAAGAAGGUUACACUGGUGCUUUUUUGUCUAGUAGAGGUGCCAGAUUGAGUGAUAUUAAAAUCAUUUUAGCAUCUACAAAAUAUGACUAUGAGGAUUGGGUUAGUGUUCGUUUUGGUACAGGGAUGCCAUGGAGACGAUGUUACGCAGUUAUUACACAACAAGGUUCCAAAAAAUCACCAUGUGGUCAAAUCAAGUUUUAUGAAAAUGAAAAGAAAACAAAGAAAGCCGAUACUAUGGCUGUAAUUACAAGUGCCAGCGAAGUGUAUGCAGUAUAUCCAUCAGCUGCCAAAUUAAUUGAUACCUCUACAAUCAUUAAAGUAGAAGGUACAAUAACUUUUGAAAAAAUCGAUAACCCAACCUCCACAAAUAUUUUCAUAAUGCCAGAGAAACAUAUGGCAGUGCAAGGUUAUGAUACAAUUAUUCGAUUCUUAAUACCAGCAAUGAAUGCAUUCCAGCUUUAUGGUAGACCCAAGAGAUUGAUUGCAAAUAAAGAUGAUCCCGAAUCCUUAUUGUUUGGGUUACCUACAUUGCCUCACAUAUAUUAUUUACAAGUUGAUGAUAUUCUGAAACUGGCUACAUCUACAGAAAGUCUUCGUUGGAGUAAUGCCGAUUGGAAACAGAGAAUCAAUGAGAUUAUGCUGAUAAAGAAUAGAAGUGGAUAUAGUGGAUGUGGCACUAGUAAAGAUUUAAAGAGUUCAAUAAAUUCAUCAUUUUUAGAAUCAGGGGAAUUGUUUGAUGCUGCGGGGACAAUUUUAUCUCCAAAACUUAAUGCCAAAUCUUCAUCAACCUCACCAAAAUCUGAUAGAAUUGCAAAAUCCUCAUCGACGUCAUCCUCGGCAUCAUCCUCGGUGUUUCCAGGUGCUAGUACCAAACAAGCGAUCUCAAUGGAGUCUCCUGAAAGACAAUAUAUGAAAUCGCCAGAAAGAAUCAAUACACAAUCUGAUUCUAUCACUGUAUCGAAACGAAUGGAUAGAAAUAAUAGAAGUAAUGAUUCUCUAAAUAACAUUCAUUCUCCUACUAGCUUCCAGAAUGUUACGACGAAUAGAAAUGGUUAUGCUAUUAGCUCCUCUAACCGUGAUAAUAUGAAUAAUAGAUCACCAGAGAAACGUAAAGGGCAUAUUCCAGAACAAAGCACAGAAAGUAUUUCGUCAAUAUUCAACAUGUACGAUAAUAAUGAUGUCGAAGAAGAAAGCUCUAAUUCUAUGCCAUUGAAGACUGAGAGUUCGAAAAAUAGUAAGAGUGAUAUAUAUAAUUCGUUUGUUCAAAUGGGUGGACGUAAUAUCAAACCUGAUAAUUUUAGAGUAUCAUCAGAGAUUGAAAAAUUGGGUACAGGGAUCAAAAAUAUUUCUAUGAAUAAACCUAAUGCUACUAAUACAGCUACAAAUACAAAUACGAAUAGUCGUAAUUCUCCAACCAGGAGACAACCAUACCCGACUGCAAUGAUCGAUGAUCCUGAUCCAUUUGAUCCCUCAUUUAUGGAGCAAGAUAGAAUGGUUGAAUAUGAUAAUGAGCUAAACUCCAGAAGUGUUGCAAGCAGUAUUCAUGAGAAGAAUCUUGGAUACAAUUCAUUGAGGAAUUCUCCUUCGAAGAGUUAUAUCAGUGCCACUUCUUCGACGUCAGAUCAUGGCAGUAAAAAUAGUGGUAAUAGUAAGAGUGACGUGUAUCAUUCUGCAAUUGAUGUGAAUAAUUCCAAAAUGAAUGAUCCAUUAGUCAUUAAACCUAAAUACAACCCUUUCGCAAAGGAGAACAACCCCAGUAACAACCCCAGUAACAACGACAAUGAUAAAAGGCAAGAUAAGUAUCAACAAUUGAAGAAUAAUAGCUUGACACGAACAUCUCCAGAGAGACUAUCUAUAUCUCCAAAUAAGAUGUCACCAAGGAGGGAAAAUAAUUUACAAUCAAAUGAUUCUAAUCGUCAAAGUAUUACCAGCAAUGAAAAAUUUCAAAGGAGGAAACCACCUGUUGCAGAGGAGUUAUUACAACCAGUACAAGGUUCAAACAAUGAAUCAAGACAACAUUCCAAUACUAGUUCAAAUUAUUCCAAUAACAAUCCAAAUGUAAAUAACGGGAAAGAAAAUAUCAAUAGAGACAAUAAUGGUGUAACAACUCGUAAUAUAGGCGAUAAAAAUGAACGAUCACAGCAAUACCCAAAUCCUUAUCAGCAAAAUGUGAACAAUAAUCCGGCGUAUAAUCAAAACUAUGUGCCACAACAGACACAUUUUAAUAAUAAUGGUAAUAAUAAUGCUGGUAUGAUUAGGAAAAAUAAUAAUAUGCAUAAUACACAAGGUUACGCUCAACCACAACUGCAAGGUUAUAAUCCUCAACAGCAACAAUCACAACAAUACAGUUAUCCUCAAACACAACAAUAUGGAUACUCUCAACAACAACAGAUGUACAUGCAACAACAAAAUCGUUUCAAUCAAGGAUAUGAUCAGCGUAAUCCAAACUUCAACAGUCAAGGUUAUAAUACUAAUCAAAAUUUCCCACCUUCUCAAGGUAAUAUGAAUCAAGGAUAUUCAAACUAUGGCUAUACCAAUGAACGCUAUUCAAACCAAAAACAUCCAAGAAACAAUUAUCCAAGGUAA